This is a messenger RNA of Manihot esculenta (cassava), 4708 nucleotides long. RefSeq names its product sister chromatid cohesion protein PDS5 homolog A. Gene Ontology annotation, biological process: DNA repair; mitotic sister chromatid cohesion. Bases 162 to 4334 code for a protein of 1390 amino acids. The transcript is spliced from 30 exons. Gene Ontology annotation, cellular component: nucleus; chromatin. The record is from RefSeq and is a predicted model, not a curated record. Lineage: Eukaryota; Viridiplantae; Streptophyta; Magnoliopsida; Malpighiales; Euphorbiaceae.
UUGAAAUUUUUUAUUUUUUCAGUUCAUCCUAUAACACGCAGUUUGUGGUGUUAGAAUUUGAGAGUUGGUCAGUAGCCAAGAAUCAAGAAAACCCCUCAUCACUCGCUCCCAGCUCGAUCGCACAUCUAGGUUUUUUCAAUUUUCAUUUAUCCACCGAGUCAAUGGACGAGUCGCCGUCGCAGCUCGUCUCUGAAAUCGGCGCUCAACUCGCCCGACUCCCUCGCCCAAACAAAGACUUCCUCGUCAAAUCGCUCCGACAAGCUGCAACUGCUUUAUCACAAAUUGAGCAGCCUUCAUCAUCUUUAGCUUCUAAAAAGAUGGAAGUUAUGAAGAAGCUAGAAAAUGCCAUACAGCCCCUAAGCAAAUCUAUUAUUAAGCGUGGCCUUCUUCGACAUAGUGAUAAAGAUGUUAAACUUUUGGUCGCCAUUUGUGUCAGUGAAAUUUUCCGAAUCCUGGCACCUGAACCACCUUUUGAAGAUAGAUAUCUCAGGGAUGUUUUUAAACUUAUUCUCAGCAUGUUUGCGGAGCUUGCUGAUAUAACUAGCCCAUACUUUUCAAGGAGGGUUAAAAUAUUGGAGACUGUUGCACGAUGUAAAUGUUGUGUGAUAAUGCUGGAUAUUGACUGCAAUGAUCUAGUCAUUGACAUGUUCAACAUUUUUUUCUCUGUUGUGAGGGAAAAUCAUCAGAGGAGUUUGAUAAAUGACAUUAUGUCUAUAAUGACACAUAUUUUAAAUGAGGAGGCUUCUAAGCCACUUUCAGAUGUGAUUUUGCGAAAUCUUAUAAAGGAAGGAAUGGCUGAAUCUCCUGCUGCUUCUAAGCUUGCCAUUUCUGUCAUUGAAAGUUGUGCAGAAAAGCUUGAGCCCUUUGUGUGUGGGUUCUUAACAUCUUGUUCUCUGGAUAGAGAUGCUGUUGAGAACGAGCUCAAGGAAUUUUACCAUGAAAUCCUAUUUAAAGUUUUCCAAUGUGCUCCACAGAUGCUUCUUGCAGUCAUCCCUAACUUGGCUCAAGAAUUAUUGACGGAUCAGGUUGAUGUCCGAAUAAAAGCUGUUAAUUUAAUUGGAAAGCUCUUUGCCCUUCCUGAGCACCAUGUUGCACAAAAGUAUCGCAAUCUUUUUGUAGAGUUCAAAAAUAGAUUCUCUGAUAAAUCUGUGGAAGUUAGACUCAGUGCUUUACAGUGUGCUAAAGCUUGCUACAUGUCCAAUCCAUCUGCGAAAGAAUCAUCUGAACUUCUCUCAGCUGCUGUUGGAGGUCGAUUUCUGGAUUUUGAUGACAGAGUGAGAACACUGGCAGUGGUUGUUGUCUGUGAUAUUGCCAGGUUAAACCUGAAAAUUUUUCCCCCUGAGUUAAUAUCAAAAGCUGCUGAAAGACUGCGGGAUAAGAAGGUAUCUGUUAGGAAGAAGGCUUUGCAGAAGUUGACGGAGGUGUAUCAAGAUUAUUGUAACAAGUGUUCUGAAGGCUAUCUGAAUAUAGGCAACCACUUUGAACAGAUUCCUUGUAAAAUCCUAAUGCUUUGUUAUGAUAAAGAUUGUAAAGAUUUCAGGUCUCAAAACAUGGAGCACAUUCUUGCUGAGGAUUUGUUUCCAAUUCAUCUGUCGGUUGAGGAUAGAACUAGGCAUUGGAUCCAUUUCUUUUCUCUUUUCACUCCUCUUCAUGUGAAAGCACUUAACUCAAUUUUAACUCAGAAACGGAGGUUGCAAACCGAAAUGCAAAGUUAUUUGGUUCUGCGGAAGAAACAGAAGGACAACAGUUCUGAAGAAAUGCAGAAGAGAACUAAAAAUUCUUUUAUGAAAAUGUCUGCAUCAUUUCCAGAUGCUUCGAAAGCAGAAGAUUGCUUUCAUAAAUUGAACCAGAUGAAAGAUAAUAAUAUUUUUAGUGCCUUGGAGCAAUUGCUGGUUGAAAGUACCAUUAUAAAUGCCAAGACAAUGAGGGAUAAGUUUCUUAAAAUGAUAGGAGAUAAACACCCAUGUUUUGAAUUUCUUCAGUUACUCUCUUCUAAAUGCUCGUUCAACGUAUUCAGCUCUGAGCAUGUUCGUUGUAUCUUAGAUCAGCUUUCUGGCAAUAUAUCUGGUUAUGGAAACUUGGAGGCCUCUUCUACCAAAUUGCUUCUUGUUAUCAUCAACAUUUUCCCUUCACUUUUAAGAGGUUCGGAAGAGCAGUUUCGAAUGUUGUUAGAGAAGCAUCCAAUUAAGGAUGUGCUUAUUGAAGUGUUAGCAAAAGCAGCUCCUUAUAUAUCAGUCAAAUUUAGUGAUUUUUACCCUUUCUUGGAAAGAGUAUGUGUGGAGGGAACUCGGGCUCAGUCCAAGCAUGCUGUUUCUGCAAUUGCUUCAUUGAUCACAUCUUCUGAGCAGUUCAUUUUCUCAAGACUGUGCAAGGAACUUGUAGCUUCUCUACAUAGAGGGUGGAACACUCCAACCAUUUUGCAGUCUUUGGGAUGUAUUGCCCAACACUCUGUUUCAUCAUUUGAAGCACAAUAUGGAGAGAUCAGAUCAUAUAUAUUUGAAAAAAUUUUUCAAGAGGAACAAUCCGAUGGUCUGACCGCAGUUGAUGAGACUUCUGAGUGCAGUUAUUCUUGCAAACUCAAGAUAUAUGGGCUGAAAACACUAGUCAAGAGUUUUUUGCCACAUCGAGGAUCUCACAUCAAUCGUCAAAUUGAUGAAUUAUUACAUAUUUUAUUAAGUUUGCUGCAAAAGGGUGAUGCUUUUGAUGGAAUCAUCUUGAGUGCAAGUGACAAACCUCAUAUCAGAUUAGCUGCUGCAAAGUCUGUUCUCCGACUUUCUAGAAGAUGGGAUUUACAUGUCUCUCCAAAAACUUUUUGCUUUACAAUUUUAAUGGCAAAGGACUCAUCUUCAUUGGUUAGGAGAAAAUUCCUUGAUAAAACACACAAGCUCUUGAAGGAGCAUGCCAUACCUAGUAGAUAUGCAUCUGCUUUUGCAUUGGCUGCAUUCGACUGCAGUAAAGAUCUGCAAGAUGCUUCAUCUAAAUACAUGGAAGAAUUUAUCAAGGAAUACAGCAUAGAAGCUCGAAAUCACCAACCCUCUGCAGUACAAGGGGAAUCCUUUACAGAUUAUCCGGCAUAUGUAGUUGUAUUCUUGAUCCAUAUUCUUGCUCAUGAUUCUGGCUUUCCAACUGAAGACUGUCAGGAUGAACAAGUGUAUGCUGAUUUUGUCAGUCCACUAUUUUGGGUUGUACGGGCAUUGGUAAAUUCCAAUGUUGUUAAUGGUAACAAGGAUCUUGUUAAUGAUGCUGUUGUGUAUUUGCUAAGUAUUUUUCGUGCUAUUAAAAGAGCUGAAGAUGCCAUUGAUGCUUCGCGAACUCCUAAGCUGCAAAUUCUGGCAGAGAUUGGGAUGUCCUCUGUAAAUGCAUUAACUUACAGUGGCGUUUCAUCAUCACGUGCUCCUGGGCUGAUCUUCCUGCCAUCAUCAUUGUAUAGAAUAUGUUUGGAUAAGAAGUCUAAUGAGUUUCCUGUUGACGAUAAUUUUAUCAAGAGAGUCGUUCAGAGUCUCAAAUCUCAAUUCUCUAUGGUAGUAAGCUGCCUUCCAAGACGUGGUAGAAAGUAUCAAGAGGAUGGAAUACGGUCUGGUGAUGCUAAGUAUAACACAUUGAAUUUGGCAUCACAUAAGCAAGCUAAGUUAUUAGGAAUUGAGGCAACAGAAAUGCAUGGAUCUUUAAGACAGGAUAUUGUUUUGGGACAUCGACAAAGAUGUGCUGUAUCUGAAUCAGUUGGAUUGCACAUUGAGCAUUGCAAAGAGAAUGCACCUAUGAGUUCUAAAUCCAUUCAAGAGAAACAAAUUUCUUCAUCCUGUGAUUCUGCAACUAUGGAACCUUCUCCGUCUCUGAGUCAAUCACAUGAGAGUGGGGCAUUAAUUGGAAAGCGCAUCAAAUUAUUGUCUCCUAUUGAUAAAUGUUUUUAUUCAGGUACUGUGGUUGGCUUUAAUCCUUGCAACAAUACUCACAAGAUCUCAUAUGAUAGUGGUGAUGUUGAAUUACUAUGCUUAGAUAGUGAAAGCUGGGAGACUAUUUGUGACGACUCCUCAAAGGAGAAGGAGACUGUAUUGGCAGAUGAGUCAAACAUAUUCCAUUCAAGUGAUUGUGAUCUCGUUGGGUGCUCAUGUCUUGGAGGCAUGGGAGAAACUACUUGUAAACUUGGGGAUGGUGCCAGCAUACAGUCGCAGAACUUGGCAAACAAGGAAAAUGAGAAGUUUUGUACCAGAAUGACUUCUUUUCCUGAUAAAGGAAAGAAGAGACAGAAGAUUUUGUCAGAAACAUCAGCAUCAGAGGUCAUCAAUGUAACGGGAGAUGCUCCUGUCAGAAGAAGCCGGCGACGGAAGGUGUAGAUGGACUAUAAUACCAUGGCAUCCUCAAUUGGAAUUCAAAUCUGCUUUCCAGAAAAAGGUUCUCAUGUAAGCUCCUAUCUAUAACUACGUGGGUGAAUUACUAAGUUAGUGACAUGUUUCCAUUACAAAUAACCAAAAUUUUCAUCUCUGGCAUUCUGUAUAUAGUGUUUCUCGUAUGUAAAUUUUGAAUGUAUUCCCUACAGAAACAAGUGUAGAACAAAUAGCAGUGCUAAUUUCAACAUUCUUGCCCACAAAAUUGUCUUUAGGUGAGACGGUUUCAGUGCUAAUCACAGCGUAAUACACAUUUGAUUAGAACAAUCAUUUCCUGUUAAGGAAAACCGUUGUCUAUGCUAUAGCAAAUUAUACUUUGAUUA